Messenger RNA from Clunio marinus, 552 nucleotides. The record is from the annotation of a GenBank genome assembly. NCBI's taxonomy places the organism in Eukaryota, Metazoa, Arthropoda, Insecta, Diptera, Chironomidae.
AUGUUAAAUGGUGUCAACAGAUUUAAACAAUGUCAAAUUUUCAUUAUUCAUUACAACGAACCUGGCGCGAAACCAAUCAUUGAAGAUGCUAAAAAGCCACAGCAAGCAGCUGUUUCCGAACCUGAGCCAGAAAAAGGAAAAUAUCAACGUGCACAAAAACCAGCAGCACCUGAUGAUGAGGAAGCAAGAAAAUUAAAAAUGGGAAAAGGCGUUAUUCCUGAUAAAAAGGAUGAUGGAGAAAAUGUUAAAUUGAAGCCAAUUCCCGAAAAACAAGCAGCUGAAAAGGUUGAACUUAAACCGGCUGAAGCAAAAAAAGCAACGACAGAAGGGCCAAAAGAUAAGCCAAAAGCAAAGAAAGCUACAAAGUCAAAAUAUGAAGACUUGCCUGAAAUUCCUGAUUAUGAACGUCCCGAAUUAGAAAAGUAUGAAGAGUCAGAUUUCAAUCCCAGUAAAAAGGUAAAACAGAAAAAUGAUGUAGAAAAAGUAAAAUAUACCAUUAGUCAGUUUAUAAAUUUGCCAAAUCCUUUAAGAAAAGAUGAAGAAUUUACUUAA